Molecule: messenger RNA, 1466 nt
Organism: Nicotiana tabacum (common tobacco)
Lineage: Eukaryota; Viridiplantae; Streptophyta; Magnoliopsida; Solanales; Solanaceae
Product: 2-oxoglutarate-dependent dioxygenase 19-like
Source: RefSeq, a predicted model, not a curated record
CUUCUGUUGCUACUUUGACACAUAAAACAAAAAAAAUAUCUUGAUAAAUGACAAUCAAAUGUAGACAGCAAAUAUUAUCAUCACUUGGGCUUAUCUCCACCCAGUAACAGAGAUGGAAACCACAGCUGCUCCACUGCUUCAACCACCCAACAUCAAACAAUUAGCUGAUUCACCUGAUCUCCACUUCAUACCUUCUAAUUACGUUCACUCUACAAAUGAUCCUGGUGACUCCUCUGCCACAGACCCUGAUGAUUCAAACUCAAUUCCCAUCAUUGAUUUUUCUCUACUCACUUCGGGUGAUCCUCAUCAACGUUCCAUAGCCAUCCACAACCUUAGCAAAGCUUGUCAAGAUUGGGGCUUCUUCAUGGUAGUGAACCAUGGCAUAUCAGAAAAUUUGAUGAAGGCUGUGAUUGAUUGCACACAUGAUUUUUUCAACUUACCAGAGGAAGAUAAGCGGGAGUAUGCUGGGAAACAUGUGUUGGAUCCUAUAAGAUGUGGGACAAGUUUUAAUGCCUCUAAAGAAAAUGUCUUCUUCUGGAGAGACUAUCUCAAGGUCUUUGUUCAUCCUCAUUUUCACUCCCCCACCAAGCCUCAAUGCUACAGGGAUAUUAUAUCGGAGUAUUGUGAGAAAAUAGGGGAAGUGGCAAAAAAGUUACUAGGAGGUAUAUCAGAAAGCCUGGGGCUUGAAGAAAGUUUCUUGGACAAAGCUCUAGACUUGAAGUCAGGCCUUCAAAUCUUUGUUGGAAAUUACUAUCCAAGUUGUCCUCAACCUGAACUUACAAUGGGGAUGCCACCCCAUUCAGAUCAUGGCCUUUUAACACUUCUAAUUCAGAACCAAGUUUCAGGUCUCCAAGUUCAGUAUCAAGGCAAAUGGAUUAAUGUCAAUGCCCUUCCUAAUUCUCUUCUGGUAAACACCGGCGACCAUCUUGAGAUAUUCAGUAAUGGAAAAUACAAGAGCAAUAUGCAUAGAGCAGUGGUGAACAACAAAGUAACGAGGAUAUCAAUAGCCACAGCUCACGGUCCAUCACUGGAAACAAUUGUGAGCCCAGCUUCUCCACUUGUAGAUAAUGAAAACAGCGCAGCAGCUUAUAUUCCAAUGAAGUAUAGGGAUUACUUGGAGUUGCAACAGAGUAACCAACUUGAUGGGAAGUCCUGCUUGGAAAGACUCAAGAUUUCAAGGAACUGAGUGUUUUUUCCCUUUCUUUUCCUUGGGAACUGACCUCUUGUUUCCAAGUGUUUGAUGAGAUUCUUCUCAUAUAGAUAAUAGUGAACAAAGCUUGGCUAAUGGAACAAUAAAAAAGGGCAGCUUGGUGUGUUGCGUUUUUAUUAAGGGGUGUGAAUGGGAAAUGGUAGAGGCACCUUUUGGAUUGCACCUCCCCAUCUCACUCUUCCUUUGUCUAUAAAUUUAGAGGUUUGAGCUCAUUUCUUAGUAAUGGAAAAUCUGAAAUCUUUUCCCCUCUUUUCUA